Molecule: messenger RNA, 1234 nt
Organism: Camelina sativa (false flax)
Lineage: Eukaryota; Viridiplantae; Streptophyta; Magnoliopsida; Brassicales; Brassicaceae
Product: RING-H2 finger protein ATL20-like
Molecular function (GO): polysaccharide binding
Source: RefSeq, a predicted model, not a curated record
UAUUAUGAUGACUCUCUCAAAACAAUUUUCCCUUUUAGUUUUCCUCUUCGUCUUCCUUUUCCCUCUCAGACACGCCUCAAACCCUCAAAAAUGUCCUUCUUCAUAUAUGGAAUCAUAUAUUAAUAAUUGUGAACGACUUGGUGUCCCUAUUCGUUUUCCCUUCUGCGGGCAUACAGGAUUCAAUGUCCAUUGCAACAAACUGAUCAAUAAGACAGUCCUAGAGCUUCCCAUGUCCGGAACAUUUCUUGUCGAGACUAUCAACUACUCAGAGCAGCAGAUUUAUAUCAGCGACCCUGAAAAAUGUUUGGUGAAAAGGCUUUUAACCUUUAAUACUUCAGGAUCUCCUUUCUCUAAUGGUUUCAGUGUCAACUACACGUUCUUAACCUGUCCUAAUGAGAUCGUGAUCCCGUCUUGGUAUCCGACCAUAACUUGCCUAAGCAAUUCUACCACAUCCUUCUUCGCCACGUCUAACCUGUCUCUAGCAAAUUCAAUGCUACCUUCUUGCCAGGUCGUGAAGAGACUAGCUGUUCCAGUUAGCGUGGGAUUUAAAGAUGUGCUGUUUAAAGAGAGAUUCUCUGGUGUGAUCAACUAUGUAGACCUUAUGCUGGAAUGGAGCUCGCCGAAUUGCAGGAGUUGUGAAAACCAAUUCUUGAGAUGUGGUUUCAAGAACAAGGCCUCCCUCCAAGUCAAAUGCUUCGCUGAUAAAUCCGGUGGUCUAAGCAAUAGAUUACGAGUACUAAUUAUUACCCUUUGCACAAUCGGAGGAAUCAUCAUCUUCACUACUUGUAUUGUUAUCCGUAUAUACAAUUCUGAGAGGUUCGUCACUCAGAGAAGACAAAAUACAGCUUUCGCAUCCAGAACAGUAACUCAACAACCAAGAGAGGUUGUGGUCACUACAGGUCUUGACCAGUCUACAAUAGAAUCAUACAAGAAAGUGGAGUUGGGAGAAAGUAGAAGGCUUCCGGGUACUAAUGGUAUCAUCUGCCCCAUUUGUUUAUCAGAAUAUGCUAGCAAGGAGAUCGUACGGUGCAUACCACAAUGUGACCACUGUUUCCACGUCGAAUGUAUCGAUGCGUGGCUCAAGAUUCAUGGUUCCUGCCCUGUUUGUCGGCGGAACUCACGCUCGUAAAAGUAGUUGUUUUUUUUGUUGUUGUCAAUAUCUCAACAUUGUAAAUUUGUAAUGAAUUUCACUAAUUAUUUUGUUUGUUGAUAAAUACGUUCGUGUUUAUAUGGG